UUGGGAAGGACGGGCUGUAACAUUGAAUCAAUUACUGGUCGCUGUAGCUCAAGCACAUUGUGAGCGCGGCAGUGAACGCAGACGGAGGGGCGCACAUAUGCUAGCUCUCACAGUGAAGGAUCGUGGCCAUAGGAUUACUACCACUGCAACACAAUUGAGUAGAGGAGCCUUCACUGAGGCGACCGGAGCGCUUUUAUGCUCCUGAUUUCAUUCUAUUGGGAUUUAAAACCAAGACACAUAAUCCAAGGGAAUUUAAGAGCAGAAUUAACCAUCCGUGACCAUGGAUGAAAUGAAGACAUGUCUCAUCAUUGGGGUUUUCUUGUUUGGGUUGUUAUCAGUUACCCGCGGGCUGGCCACCCCGACCAUUGUAUCAACUGAAGAUGAGUUUGUUCUCGAGCCGCUCUCUGUGUUCAACAUCAGCUGCACUGGUAAAAGGAACGUUGCUUGGGUCGAGCCCCUACCGGACGACACAUUCGUUUUGCCUGGAUAUUACACCUCCACGCUCUUCAUCUACAACGCUUCUGUGACACACACCGGAUAUUACUCCUGCAAAUACCAAGACAAAGAGGGCGAUGAUGAGGUGGAUGGCGUAGCCAAUGAUGCUUUCAUAUACGUUUUCGUCCCAGAUCCUGAGAUUCCAUUUGUGCCUGAGGAGCCAGAUCGCAUGCUAGUCCCAGUCUAUCCCAAUAGAACCAUCAUCCCAUGCAGGGUGUCAGACCCUCAAUCCCAGGUGGUCCUAAAGAGCGCUCCCAAUGGAGUAGAGGUGGACGCAGUUUAUAAGAACAAGAUCGGCUUCAUUGGCAACCUGGACGCUGGAUUGUACAUCUGUGAGACCACCGUGAACAGCAUGACAAUUACGAGUGACACUUACACCGUGGAGGUCAACAAACAGAUAGAGAACGUCCAUGUGGAGGUGAAGGCCAGCGAAGAGGCAGUGAGAUUGGGGGAACCCUUCAACAUCACCUGUGUGGCACCUCCAGGACUGCCCAACCAGCAGCAGUGGCUCCACCCCAGGAAACAGGCUGUGGAUGCAGUCCAGAUGAAACAGACUCUGCCUGAUAGAGUGGUCUACACCCUCAGUAUCCCAGCAGCCACCUCUCAGGACAGUGGGGUGUAUGAGUGUUCCAUCACCAACAACUUCAGUGGAGAGAUCAGAGCCAACAGGGUGGCUGUCACUGUCUUUGAAGAGAACACCUUUGUGAUGUUGGACCACAGUGGGAUUGGAGUGGUGGAGUUUGUCAGUAUGAUGGAGGAGACAGAGUUCACCAUCAGUAUUGAAGCCUUCCCUGCUCCUAAAGUCACCUGGCUGAAAGAUGGCAUCGCCAUCACUGAGAACAGCUACUUCCUCACCAAGACCAGUCGUCUGGAGGGGAACAAGCAUCAGAGCACUCUGACUCUUCGGCAGCCACUAGAGGAGGACAGUGGUAACUACACCAUCAUGGUCCUCAGCAUCCCUCACACUGCCCAGUUCUCAUUCACCCUCAAAGUGAAAGCCUCAGCCCCAGUGCUGUUCCAACCAGCCUCAGCUCCGGUGCUGAUCCCCCAGAGAGAGGAGAUGGUUGUUCCCCUCCACACCCCCUUCACUCUGACUUGCAAGGGCGAGGCCGAACUGGCCUGGGACACACCCGUCUACCUAUCAGAGCAGACAGAGGAGGACAACAGUGGCCUGUUCGUCACCACGGUUACCGUAGAGAACGCCACUGCGGCAAACACUGGUUUCUACACCUGCUUCUACAACGGAGGGAACUCCACUGAGGAGGGAGAGGACAGCAGCAUCUACAUAUAUGUGCCAGAUCCAGAGGUGCCCUUUGUCCCCUCUCUGGUGCCCUUUGGAAACCACGUCCUGAAUGGUCAUGAUGAGAUGGAGAUCCAGUGUCGCGUGUCAGACCCCGGUGCCAAUGUGACCCUGGUCAACACGGAUACCCAGCAGGCCGUGCCCAUGACUGUCUACGACAGCAAGAGGGGUGCCGUGGGCUUCUUCAGCGCAGGAACCUAUGUCUGCAAGGCCCUCGUCAAUGGAGAGGAGCACCUCAGUGAGGAGUACAUCGUCCACGGCUGGGCAGGGGGGUCGGAGCUGCGUGUGGAGCUGAAGGCCCUGAAGACUGCUCUCUUGGUGGGAGACACCAUCACUGUCACCUGUGUGGCCCGGGGGUCUGAGAUACUGGAAGACCACUGGAAGUACCCUGGAAAACUGGUGAACCGUGGCUUGAAGUCGGUGCAUGAGAAUAAGAGGGACCAGGAGAUCCAGUACAUCAUGACUGUCCCCCAGGCCUCAGCCAAAGACAGCGGCAUCUACGCCUGCUCCAUUACUGACAUCAUCAGCAACGAGAGCCAGACCAAGGAGCUGGCCAUCACUGUCUAUGAGAGCCCAUUUGUGUCGCUGCGCCCUGUGUUCAGUUCUCAGGAGUCAGCAGACCUGGAUGAGAGCAGAGAGUUCCGGGCCGACAUCGACUCAUUCCCCAGCGCCCAGAUCACAUGGCUCAAAGAUGGCCUCCCCCUCAACUAUGUGGCGGCUGAGAUAACCAACAGCCUCCAGCAGCUCAGCGAGACCAGGUACCUGAGUGUUCUGACCCUGAUCCGGGCCAAGGAGGAGGACAGUGGGAACUACACCAUCAGAGUGCAGAACGGGAACCAGACGCACAGCCACAGCUUCAGCCUGCAGGUCAAAGUACCUGCAGUCAUUGUGGACCUGAUGGACCUCCACCAUGGCUCAGCCUCAGGCCAGUCUGUAGUGUGUAUCGCUGGAGGCAUGCCCACUCCUGAGGUGGAGUGGUUCAUCUGCAAGAACAUCAAACACUGCGCCAAUGACUCAUCUCAGUGGGUGCCCCUGCCAACAAACGACACAGAUAUCACUGUGGAAUCACAUUUUGAUCAGGACAACCAGCUGGAGAGCCAGGUGAUCUUCGUGCGUCUUGAGAACACUCUGGCCGUCCGCUGCCUGGCCAGGAACGAGAUGGCCGCCGUCAGCAGGGAGGUGAAGCUGGUGUCACAAGGCCCCCACUCUGAGCUGCCUGUAACUGCUGCUGUUUUGGUGCUGCUGGUCAUUGUCAUCAUCUCACUCAUUGUCCUGGUCAUUAUCUGGAAACAGAAGCCUCGCUAUGAGAUCCGCUGGAGGGUGAUAGAGUCAGUGAGCCCUGAUGGCCAUGAGUACAUCUACGUUGACCCCAUGCAACUGCCCUAUGACUCCAGAUGGGAGUUCUCUCGCGAUGGGCUCGUACUGGGUCGAGUUCUGGGCUCUGGGGCGUUUGGGAAGGUGGUGGAGGGAACUGCAUAUGGACUCAGCCGCUCCCAGCCCGUCAUGAAGGUGGCUGUGAAGAUGCUGAAACCCACGGCCCGCUCCAGUGAGAAACAGGCCCUGAUGUCAGAGCUGAAGAUCAUGACUCACCUGGGCCCUCACCUCAACAUCGUCAACCUGCUGGGGGCCUGCACCAAGUCAGGCCCCACCUACAUCAUCACUGAGUACUGCUUCUAUGGAGACCUGGUCAACUACCUGCACAAGAACAGAGAGAACUUCCUCAGCUUGCACUCAGAGAAGACCAAGAAAGACCUGGACAUAUUUGGCAUAAACCCUGCAGACGAGAGCAGCAGGAGCUAUGUGAUCCUGUCCUUUGAAAGUGGUAAAGGGGACUACAUGGAAAUGAAGCAGGCAGACACCACGCAGUACGUGCCCAUGCUGGAGAUGAGUGAUGCCUCCAAGUACUCUGACAUCCAGAGGUCUGAAUAUGACCACCCACCAUCACAGAAGGGUGAUAAUGAGAUGGACAGCCUGCUGUCAGAAGACGGCAACGAGGGCCUCAGCACCACAGACCUGCUCAGCUUUACCUACCAGGUGGCCAGAGGCAUGGAGUUCCUGUCCUCUAAGAACUGUGUGCAUCGGGACCUGGCUGCUAGGAACGUCCUGCUCUCUCAGGGGAAGAUAGUGAAGAUCUGUGACUUUGGCCUGGCCAGAGACAUCAUGCAUGACAACAACUAUGUCUCCAAAGGCAGUACCUUCCUGCCAGUGAAGUGGAUGGCUCCUGAGAGUAUCUUUGACAACAUGUACACCACCCUCAGUGAUGUCUGGUCCUACGGCAUCCUCCUCUGGGAGAUUUUCUCUCUAGGUGGCACCCCAUACCCAGGGAUGGUAGUGGACUCCAGCUUCUACAACAAGAUCAAGAGUGGCUACAGGAUGGCCAAACCUGAGCACGCCCCCGCUGAUGUGUAUGAGAUGAUGAUAAAGUGUUGGAACAGUGAGCCUGAGAAGAGGCCUUCCUUCCUCAGCCUGAGUGAGAGUGUGGCUUCACUGCUGCCCUCCGGCUACAAGAGGUGCUUCGAGAGGGCAAGCCAUGAGUUCCUGAAGAGCGACCAUCCAGCAGUGACCAGGGUCCAGGUGGAGAGUGAUGACACCUACAUUGGGAUCACCUAUAAGAGUCAGGACAAGUUGAAGGACAGGGAGAGUGGCUUCGACGAGCAGCGCCUCAGCUCUGACAGCGGUUACAUUAUCCCCCUCCCCGACCUGGACCCUCUGUCUGAUGAUGAGUAUGUCAAGAGGAACCGCCACAGCUCUCAGACAUCUGAAGAGAGUGCCAUAGAGACAGGCUCCAGCUUCACGCUGGCCAAGAGAGAAGGAGAGACCCUGGAGGACAUCAGCCUGUUGGAUGAGAUGUGUUUGGACUCAGAGCUGGUGGAAGACAGUUUUCUGUGAAAGGCCUGGAGAAGCCAAAAGUCUGCUAAAGAGAGGGAGAGAGGGGGGAGAAAAACACCUGAACACAGACUCUCAGACCACCCAAAGACCCCUCCUCGCAACCCCCUAUCUCGAACCCUCCUCAUCCUCCGCCCAUACACCUCCAUUCCUCUCAGGAGGACAGAGCAAAACCACUUCAUGGCUUGGACGAGUCUGUGGCCAGAUCAUGGUACGCCUGCCGUUUUCCUCACCAGACUGACAGCACCCCUUGUGGGGCUGGAGGGACGAGCAGCAUGGAUGGAUGCUACACUAAUGACUCAUCACUACCAUGUGGUUACAGAGUCUCUAUGGAACGGUAGUGUUGGAUGGGAAUAAGAGCACAUGAGGAGAAACAUGGAGGAAGAUUUUUAUAUAAACGUAUAAAACCUUAUUGUAAUGGGCAUUCCGAACAGCAUCAUAAGCAAGGAUGGAUGGAGGGAUCAGAAUGCAUCAGGCGUGAAAGUCAAAGACCCAGAAUGACGGGCAGUUUAUCUCAGCCAUGCAGAACCACUACAGACAGACCCACUAUUUAAACCACAUCACACCAGUGCCAGCAAACAGACCAGUAUGAGGCCAGCUACACAACAGACAGCUGUACUUCACAACUCACCUACCUGCAGAAUAUGUACUACAGUAUAUCUGAUGCUGGCACAAUCAGUAGCAAUACACUGAUUAAAAAACAUGUUUUUGUACUUGCCCAUAUGGCAUAUGUUGUCAAUAGCAGUACAAUUUUUUUUUUGCCUGGUUGAAUAACCAGGCAAGUCAGCUAUAUAUGUAUAUAUAACUGACUUGCCUGGUCAGUUAAAAUAACAAAUUCUUACAAUGAUGGCCUAACCCGGCCAAACCCGGACGAUGCUGGGCCAAUUGUGUGCUGCCCUAUGGGACUCCCAAUCACAGCCGAAUGUGAUUCAGCCUGGAUUCAAACCAGGGACUGUAGGGACACCUCUUGCACUGAGAUGCAGUGCCUUAGACUGCUGCUCCACUUGGGAGCCUAAGUGUGUGUGCGUGUGUAUAUAUAUAUACACACACAUACAUACACUGGGGGGGAAAAAACAUUUCAAGGAUUUCACUGAAUUACAGUUCAUAUAAGAAAAUCUGUCAAUUUCAAUGAGUUGAUUAGGCUUUAAUCUAUGGAUUUCAUAUGGGUGGGCCUUGGAGGGCAUAGGAGCCAGGCCCAAUCAAUCCCAAUCAAUCAGAACGUCCCCCCCCCCCCCCCCUGUAGAAGCCAGAUGUGGAGGUCCUGAGCUGGUGUGGCUACACAUGUUCUGCGGUUGUGAGGCCGGUUGAACGUACUGCCAAAUUCUCAAAAAAACAUUGGAGGCAGUUUAUGGUAGAGAAAUUAACAUUCAAUUCUCUGGCAACAGUGCUGAUGGACAUUCCUGCAGUCAGAAUGCCAAUUGCACGCUCCCUUAAAACUUGAGACAUCUGUGGCAUUGUGUUGUGACAAAACUGCGCAUUUUAAAGUGGUCUUUUAUUGGCCCCAGCACAAGGUGCACCUGUGUAAUGGUCAUGCUGUUUAAUCAGCUACUUGAUAUGCCACACCUUUCAGGUGGAUGGAUUAUCUUGGCAAAGGAGAAAUGCUCACUAACAGUGGCGUAAACAAAUUUGUACACAAACAUUUGAAAAAAGAGCCUUUUUGUGCGUAUGGAACAUUUCUGGGAUUUUUUAUUUCCGCUCAUGAAACAUGGGACCAACACUUUACAUGUUGCAUUUAUAUAUUUGUACACACUAUAUAUACAAAAAUAUGUGGACAGCCCUUCAAAUUCGUGGAUUCGGCUAUUUCGGCCACACCAGUUGCUGACAGGUAUCAAAUCUAGUACACAGCCAUGUAAUCUCCAUAGACAAACAUUGGCAGUAGAGUGGCCUUACUGAAGAGCUCAGUGACUUUCAACGUGGCACCGUUAUAGCUGUCCCGGUAAUUGUAAGUGCUGCUAUUGUGAAGUGGAAACGUGUAGGAGCAACAACGGCUCAGCCGCGAAGUGGUAAGCCACACAAGCUUACAGAAUGGGACUGCAGAGUUCUGAAGCGCAUAGCGCGUAAAAUCGUCUGUCCUCGGUUGCCACAUUCACUACUGAGUUCCAAAAUGCCUCUGGAAGCAGCGUCAGCACAAGAAUUGUUCGUCGGGAGCUUCAUGAAAUGGGUUUCCAUUGCCGAGCAGCCGCACAAGCCUAAGAUCACCAUGCGCAAUGCCAAGUAUCGGCUGGAGUGGUGUAAAGCUCGUUGCCAUUGGACUCUGGAGCAGUGGAAACGCGUUCUCUGGAAUGGUGAAUCACGCUUCACCAUCUGGCAGUCCAACGGGCGAAUCUGGGUUUGGUGGAUGCCUGGAGAAUGCUACCUACCCCAAUGUGUAGUGUCAACUAUAACGUUGGAUGAGGAAUAAUGAUCUGGGGCUGUUUUUCAUGGUUCGGGCUAAGCUCUUAGUUCCAGUGAAGGGAACUCUUAACGCUACAGCAUACAAUGACAAGGUUUGGGGAAGGCCCUUUUCUGUUUCAGCAUGACGACACCCCAUGCACAAAGCGAGGUCCAUACAGAAAUGGUUUGUUGAGAUCGGUGUGGAAAAACUUGAGUGGCCUGCACAGAGCCCUGACCUCAAUCCCCUCGAACAGCUUUCGGAUGAAUUGAAACACAGACUGAAAGCCAAGCCUAAUCGCCCAAAAUCAGUGCCCGACCUCACUAAUACUCGUGGCUGGAUGGAAGCAAGUCCCCGCAGCAAUGCUCCAACAUCUAGUGGAAAGCCUUCCCAGAUGAGUAGAGGCUGUUAUAGCAGGAAAGGGGGACCAACUCCAUAUUAAUGCCCAUUAUUUUGUAAUGAGAUAUUCACAUACUUUUGUAGUGAAUAGUGUAGUGUGUGUAUUUAUAUAAAUAAAAUUGUAUUUGUCACGUGCCCGAAUACAACAGGUAGACCUUACAGACCUUACAGUGAAAUGCUUACUUACAAGCCCUAAACCAACAAUGCAGUUAAAAAAUAAAAGUAACAAAUAAUUAAAGUGCAGCAGUAAAAUAACAAUAGCGAGGCCAUAUAUAGGGGGUACAGAGUCAAUGUGUGGGGGCACCGGUUAGUCGAUGUAAUUGAGGUAAUAUGUAAACUCAGCAAAAAAAGAAACGUCCUCUCACUGUCAACUGCGUUUAUUUUCAGCAAACCUGACGUUUAUUUUCAGCAAAUGUGUAAAAUAUUUGUAUGAACAUAAGAUUCAACAACUGAGACAUAAACUGAAACUGAACAAGUUCCACAGACAUGUGACUAACAGAAAUUGAAUAAUGGGUCCCUGAACAAAGGGAGGGUCAAAAUCAAAAGUAACAGUCAGUAUCUGGUGUGGCCACCUGCUGCAUUAAGUACUGCAGUGCAUCUCCUCCUCAUGGACUGCACCAGAUUUGCCAGUUCUUGCUGUGAGAUGUUACCCCACUCUUCCACCAAGGCACCUACAAGUUCCCAGACAUUUCAAGGGGGAAUGGCCCUAGCCCUCACCCUCCGAUCCAACAUGUCCCAGACAUGCGCAAUUGGAUUGAGAUCCGGGCUCUUUGCUGGCCAUGGCAGAACACUGACAUUCCUGUCUUGCAGGAAAUCACGCUCAGAACGAGCAGUAUGGCUGGUGGCAUUGUCAUGCCGGAGGGUCAUGUCAGAAUGAGCCUGCAGGAAGGGUACCACAUGAGGGAGGAGGAUUUCUUCCCUGUAACUCACAGCGUUGAGAUGGCCUGCAAUGACAACAAGCUCAGUCCGAUGAUGCUGUGACACACUGCCCCAGACCAUGACAGACCCUCCACCUCCAAAUCGAUCCCGCUCCAUAGUACAGGCCUUGGUGUAACGCUCAUUCCUUUGACGAUAAACGUGAAUCCGACCAUCACCCCUGGAGAGACAAAACCGAGACUCGUCAGUGAAGAGCACUUUUUGCCAGUCCUCUCUGGUCCAGCGAUGGUGGGUUUGUGCCCAUAGGCAACGUUGUUGCCAGUAAUGUCUGGUGAGGACCUGCCUACCUCUGUCAGUCCAGGCUCUAUCAGCCUAUUGCGGACAUUCUGACCACUGAUGGAGGGAUUGUGCGUUCCUGGUGUAACUCAGGCAGUUGUUGUUGCCAUCAUGUACCUGUCUCGCAGGUGUGAUGUUCGGAUGUACCGAUCCUGUGCAGGUGUUGUUACACGUGGUCUACAACUGCGAGGAUGAUCAGCUGUCUGUCUUGUCUCCCUGUAGCGCUGUCUUAGGCGACUCACAGUACAGACAUCGCAAUUUAUUGCACUGGCCACAUCUGCAGUCCUCAUGCCUCCUUGCAGCAUGCCUAAGGCACGUUCACGCAGAUGAGAAGGGACCCUGGGCAUCUUUUUUUGGUGUUUUUCAGAGUCAGUAGAAAGGCCUCUUUAGUGUCCUAAGUUUUCAUAACUGUGACCUUAAUUGCCUACCGUCUGUAAGCUGUUAGUGUCUUAAUGACCGUUCCACAGGUGCAUGUUCAUUAAUUGUUUAUGGUUUAUUGAACAAGCAUGGGAAACAGUGUUUAAACCGUUUACAUUGGAUUUUACGAAUUAUCUUUGAAAGGCAGGGUCCUGAAAAAGGGAUGUUUCUUUUUUUGCUGAGUUUACAUGUAGGUAGAAUUAUUAAAGUGACUAUGCAUAGAUAAUAACAGAGUAGCAGCAGCGUAAAAGAGGGGUGGCAAUGCAAAUAGUCUGGGUAGCCAUUUGAGUAGAUGUUCAGGAGUCUUAUGGCUUCGGGGUAGAAGCUGUUUAGAAGCGUCUUGGACCUAGACUUGGCGCUCCGGUACCUCCUGCCGUGUGGUAGCAGAAGACAGUCUAUGACUUGGGAGCGAGGAAGUCUUUGAAAAUUUUCAGGGCCUUCCUCUGACACCUGGUAUAGAGGUCCUGGAUGGCAGGAAGCUUGGUCCCAGUGAUGUACUGGGCCGUACACACUAGCGCUCAACCUGCUCCACUACAGCCCCGACGAUUAGAAUGGGGGAGUGCUCGGUUCUCGUUUUCCUUUAGUCCACAAUCAUCUCCUUUGUCUUGCUCAUAUUGAGGAAGAGGUUGUUGUCCUAGCACCACUGCCAGGUCUUUGACCUUCUUGCUAUAGGCUGUCUCAUUAAUAUUGGUGAUCAGGCCUACCACUGUUGUGUCAUCGGCAAACUUAUUGAUAGUGUUGAAGUCGUGUUGUGUGUGUGUGUGUGUGUGUGUGUGUGUGUGUGCGUGUGUGUGUGUGUGUGUGUGUGUGUGUGUGUGUGUGUGCAUGCGUGAAUAAUGGGUUGAGGAAGGUGAUGAUAUACAGUGCCUUGCGAAAGUAUUCGGCCCCCUUGAACUUUGCGACCUUUUGCCACAUUUCAGGCUUCAAACAUAAAGAUAUAAAACUGUAUUUUUUUGUGAAGAAUCAACAGCAAGUGGGACACAAUCAUGAAGUGGAACGACAUUUAUUGGAUAUUUCAAACUUUUUUAACAAAUCAAAAACUGAAACAUUGGGCGUGCAAAAUUAUUCAGCCCCCUUAAGUUAAUACUUUGUAGCGCCACCUUUUGCUCCGAUUACAGCUGUAAGUCGCUUGGGGUAUGUCUCUAUCAGUUUUGCACAUCGAGAGACUGAAAUUUUUUCCCAUUCCUCCUUGCAAAACAGCUCGAGUUCAGUGAGGUUGGAUGGAGAGCAUUUGUGAACAGCAGUUUUCUGUUCUUUCCACAGAUUCUCGAUUGGAUUCAGGUUCUUCACAAAAAAAUACAGUUUUAUAUCUUUAUGUUUGAAGCCUGAAAUGUGGCAAAAGGUCGCAAAGUUCAAGGGGGCCGAAUACUUUUGCAAGGCACUGUAGGUUUUAAUUGAAGAAUACAGCUAUCUUCACCUGGCUUGUAACUUUACCACUCUCCAAAAGACAACAUUUGUACACCAAUAUGUAAACCAUUGUCUCUCUUUCACAUACAGAGGUAUGUUUAGGAAAGGCCCCAGUUGGAUUGUAAUGUAAAUAGUGGUAGAGUGUUUUUAUAUUUGAGAGAAGAACUGGAGGUAACAUGCCAGUAUUAUAUGCAACUUAUGUGCAGCUCCAUUUGAACAUGUGAAACCCAUCUUUCAACAACCAUUAGGAUAUUACAAAAAUAAUAAUAAUAAUAAUAUCUGUUACAUCUUGGAAUCUGUCAUUUAUGUACAUUUUGAAAUGGGAAUAUGUUUUAUUCAAAUUGUAAAAUGAACUCAAGCUAAGUAUGAGUGACAUUGAACCUGGGCGAAAAUACAUUUGUGUUAGUACAGCAUGCAAGAACAUUUAUUUUUCAAGCUUUGAGAUUAUGCCAUUGUAAUAAUAAUAAUGCAUUUAUGUUAAUAAUAAACACAGAGCAUUAUUUGCUGCAGAUAAUGGAAGAGAACCAGAGAGAAAAACCACAUAGUCAUCUGAUUUGGUUGUUUGACAGCUCCUGUGCUUCUCAAAGCCAAGAAGCUGGAAGAAGUACAUCAUCUUCCAAAUCAGAGAGGACAUUAUGUAUGUGUUGUUGUGAUUUAGCUAAUGUUAUAUCUACAGCCAUGUUGCCAUCCUGGAAAGAGACAACAGUAGGGUGUUCUAUCCAUGUAAAAUACACUAGUUGAGAUAUAUAACGUGAUAUCAUACAUCAUUAUGUGUAUGUUUAAUGUUUAAUCUUGCAGUAUCUUCUACUAACGGUCCUCACUGCCUCUCUGUCUGUCUUUAUGGUUGACUGUGCAACCUGGACUCAGGGGUAAACGUAACAUAGUAAAUGCUAUUACAAAACACUUGAUUAGUAUGAUAUGUUAUGUUUCGUAUACGGUAUGUGGUAAUUUGUGGAUGUCCAUUAUCCAAUUCAUAUGACAUGUUAAGAAGUACAAUUCGUAUUCGUACGAUACGUUACGAAUAUGCAGUUUGUACGUAUUACGAAUUCCAAUUUGUUGUGGCUAAUGUUAGCAAGGUGGCUAACAUUAGCUAGACAAGGGGUUAGUAGUUAGGUUAAAGGGUUAAGGUUAGCUAACAUGCUAUUCAUUUGCAACGCCCGACCAUCCACCCAGACCAACCACCCUACUUUCAUACGUAACCUUCUGUCAUAUGUAACCAUACCAAACUUAACAUAUCAUACUAAUUUGGGUAUCCCGGAUUUACAUCUACUAUGUUACGUCUACUCUAUGAGACCAGGCAGGACUUAGACUUUCUCUGCCAUCACUUAAAACUGUUGCACUUUUUUCUAUUGUCCUUGUAUUUGAUGUGAGAGGAAGGGCUUAUUUUGGCUCUUGAAGUAUAAUCCAUGCUACAGUAAAUAUAGUUAGUUAGCCCUAAUACUCAGAAGUUAUCCUCAUGUUUCAAUAUGCAUUAUGUACAGUCAGAUGAUUUAUAUUUCAAUAAAUGAUUUAAUAGUG
Molecule: messenger RNA, 12005 nt
Organism: Oncorhynchus masou masou (cherry salmon)
Lineage: Eukaryota; Metazoa; Chordata; Actinopteri; Salmoniformes; Salmonidae
Product: platelet-derived growth factor receptor alpha-like
Exons: 28
Coding region: 281-4684 (1467 amino acids)
Biological process (GO): platelet-derived growth factor receptor signaling pathway; positive regulation of kinase activity; embryonic cranial skeleton morphogenesis
Cellular component (GO): signaling receptor complex; plasma membrane
Molecular function (GO): ATP binding; platelet-derived growth factor binding; platelet-derived growth factor alpha-receptor activity
Source: RefSeq, a predicted model, not a curated record